AACUUCGUCUAUGUGAAAAGAUGGCGACCUGGCGCUGGGUCGGUAUAGGUGUGCGAAACUUUUUACGGAGAUCCUGGUCCAAAACCCCGUCUCUGCACCGCGCAGUUGGCACUACUGCUUUAGGAUCUAUCGUCGGAGGGGGGCUGUUAUUUUUCUAUAAUCACCAUGCACCGACCUGGAAGUUUUUGUCACACACCGUCCACGCAGCAGAGGAAGAGAAGGAGGUUGAGAUCCCCACGCCUAAUAUGUCGCCAAGGCGAAUGCGCUUCAAUCAGUUUGCCUCAUUGAUGUACGAAAUGGAACCUUACAUGACUCCACGAGACUUCCUCUUCUCUGUCCUCCUGGAGGUUGUUGACCGUAAACUACAAAAGAAAGUCUUAACCAAAGAGGAAGUUGACAUAAUGAUGAACACUGCAUCACGGGCUAAGGCUGGAAACAACUUAUUCAGGAACUUUGGUGAUAAUGGCCUGAUCUCCUACACAGAGUACUUGUUUCUGCUGACCAUUAUCACCAAGCCUCACACUGGAUUUCAUAUAGCUUUCAAAAUGCUUGAUAUCGAUGGCAAUGAGCAUGUGGACAAAAAGGAGUUUGCAAAGUUGAAGAAAAUUCUUGCGAAAAGGAAAACGAAGAAUCUUCCUGAAAGUAGCACUGAGAAUGUGACCACUGAGGACACAGAGGAGGUGAGCACCACCCUGCAGGCUUUCUUCUUCGGACGCAAUGGCAAGAAGAAGCUUCAGUACAAAGAAUUCAGCAGAUUUAUGGAGGACUUGCAGGCGGAGGUGCAUGAGAUGGAGUUCCUGCAGUUCUCCAAGGGCAUGGACACCAUGCGCAGGGAGGACUUUGCCGAGUGGCUGCUGCACUACACCAACGAAGAGGAUAACGAGGCCUACUGGGAGAAUAUGAGAAAGAGGAUCCCCACUGGCCAGAGUAUAUCAUUUGCGGAGUUUAAAGCCUUCUGUCUGUUCACCAAUAACCUGGAGGACUUUGCCUUUACGGUUAAGAUGAUCAGUGAAGCUAACCGACCAAUUGGAAUGGCCCAGUUUAAGAGAGCUGUGAAGAUAGCCACAGGCCACGAGCUGUCCGAGAACGUCCUGGACACUGUGUUCAAGAUCUUCGACAUGGACGGAGACAACUGCCUGAGCCACAAGGAGUUCAUCGGUGUGAUGACGGACAGGGUCCUUCGGGGACUGAGGGUCCAGCCCAACCAUGGCCUCUCUGACUACUGGCGUUGUGUGAAGAGGGAGACUCUGAAAGGCGCCCAGGAGGCUCUGGGAGAAACUGGCAGUCCAUUUUGACCGGGACAGAGGACGGGGAUCAGGUGUGCCCUGACUCCAGGUGACCCGGGACUCGCAGGGGUGUGGUCAUGCUAAUCUCUCCGCAUGACAUUAUUCUAAAAGAUGACAAGAAAAGCCAAUCCAUGUCUAGACCUCAAGCAUAAAAGGAAAAGGGAAAUUAGAUGUGUACUGAUUUAAUUAUUAUUGGGAUUUGCUCAAGAUACUGUAUAUAUCCAUGCUUCAUCCUUUCGGGAUGCUAAACAAGAGCCCUGUAAUAAUAAGACCUGUAACACCAUGGUGGAUGCACUGAAAAUAAAAGUAUUGUGUGUGGUUGUGCAGAUAUGUUGAGGCAAGUUCACUGCUUAGCUUCACAGCGAAAGACAAGUCAUCCUCUUCAGAUGAGAUGAGUUAAUGCUGAAUAUACUAUUUUGAGUAAGUGUGUUUACCCUUUAUCGAAUAUUCAAUUUGUUGACCUACAUGUUUGAAGUUGUUGUUUCAGCUUGACCACCGACCAACUUUAGGAAAACAUCAGCCACUAGGCCUAUGACUAUCAAAUUAUGAUAGUUUUUGUUUUUGUUGUUGUUUUGCUUUGGUUUGGUUUGUGCAAUGCACUUCAAAGCUGAAAUUAUUUCUGAGAUACCAAAGAGAGUUAAUGGAUGACCGUUUGACCAAGUUUACAACAAUCCUUUGGCACUUUGUUUUAAGGACUUUGACAAAGCGCUUGUUUUUAAGGUGACCACCGUGUUGCCUACGGACAUGCAGCUAUUGUGACAUCAGUGCCAUCUGUCCCAACUUUCUAGAAACCACUGUCAAAAGACUCCCACUGUUUUCAAGGAUAAUGAUACAGAAUCUAAAUGAACUCUGUUCAUUGUUUUUUGGCUGUUCCUCUACAAAAAUGCUAUCUUACCUGCGUAUGUGAGUUUACAUUUUUCUACUUCUACUGGUGUAUUGGUUUAUGUGAACUUCAACCUGUGGAUGAUCUGUUGACAAAUGUUUUUCUUUGCACUUGAAUUUAUCACAACUUAAGGCAUGUGUGGCUGCUUUUUAACCAGAACCUUUAUAAACUAGAAGCCAUGCCAUUUUAGACAUUAAAAUGUCUAUAUUAUGAGUUAUUUUGUGUGUCUACUACUCACUUUCGUUUAAAAUCAUGCAGAAAUUAAUUUGGUAUGUGUGUUUCGGUUGUCAUAAAUGUGUCAUCAACUGGUUUGGUACAAAUAACAAAUGUAGCAUUAAAAUGCUCUUUAUAACUAUAAA
Messenger RNA from Alosa sapidissima (American shad), 2528 nucleotides. It is a transcript of the gene micu2, whose product is annotated as mitochondrial calcium uptake 2. The record is from RefSeq and is a predicted model, not a curated record. The coding region runs from base 21 to 1295 and encodes 424 amino acids. Gene Ontology annotation, biological process: calcium import into the mitochondrion; mitochondrial calcium ion homeostasis. The transcript has 12 exons. Gene Ontology annotation, cellular component: uniplex complex. Gene Ontology annotation, molecular function: calcium ion binding. NCBI's taxonomy places the organism in Eukaryota, Metazoa, Chordata, Actinopteri, Clupeiformes, Clupeidae.